AUGACGCAUUCUCUUCAAACCCUCUAUAAAAGAGGGAAUCAACGACAUAAUUUGAUAGCUUAUUCUUAUAUCCUAGAUUUCACAGUGGCUCAGACAGGGGUUUGUUAUGGAAGGAACGGGAAUGGAUUGCCACCUCAAGCAGAAGUCAUCGCGCUAUACAACCAGAAUAACAUCCGAAGAAUGAGAAUCUACGACCCAGAUCAGGCUACUCUUCAGGCUCUUAGAGGCUCCAACAUUGAGCUCAUAUUAGGUGUCCCAAACGAUAACCUUCAGAACCUUGCUGCUAGCCAAAAUAAUGCAAAUACUUGGGUUCAAAACAAUGUAAGAAACUAUCCUAAUGUCAGGUUUAGAUACAUUGCAGUUGGAAAUGAAGUGAGUCCAUUGAAAUCGGACACAUCUCAGUAUGUACCAUUUGUCCUCCCUGCCAUGAGAAAUAUUCAAACUGCAAUUUCAGCAGCUGGACUUGGGAACCAGAUUAAGGUUUCUACUUCCAUUGAAACUGGUAUGAUCGAAAAUUCUUAUCCUCCAUCAAAUGGUGUAUUUCGAGCUCAAGUUCGAGACUAUAUUCAAGGGAUCAUUCAGUUCUUGGUAAACAACAGAGCCCCUCUACUUGUCAACAUAUACCCCUAUUUUGCACGCACUGGUAAUCCGCAACAGAUUACUCUCGAGUAUGCUCUUUUUACGUCAGAUGGAAUCGUAACGCCUGAUGGAACGCGGUACCAAAAUCUUUUCUACGCCUUAUUAGAUGCCAUGUACGCAGCCCUUGAAAAGUCUGGUGGCUCAUCUCUGGAAAUUGUUGUAUCCGAGAGUGGUUGGCCUUCGGCUGGAGGACAAGACGCGUCCAUUGAUAACGCAAGGACCUAUAACACGAAUUUGGUGCAACGUGUAAAGACAGGAACCCCAAAGAGGCCUGGAAGAGCAAUAGAAACUUACAUUUUUGCUAUGUUUGAUGAAGAUCAGAAGAGCCCCGAGUAUGAGAAAUUUUUCGGGCUCUUUCGACCAAACAAACAAGCUAAGUACCCAAUCAGCUUUAACUAAUUCUAGAUAACAAGUGUAUCAAUAAGGAGGAUAAUACUCUAGAUCUGGGACUUACAAGUUCUAAAUAAGAACUCCUCCAGUUUAUUUGACAAGCAAUAAAGAGCAGCAUGAAUAGUCAACUACGAUGGCAAUAAAGAAGGAAUUGAAUCAACAGUGAGCUACUUUCUAUUCUGUUUAUGUUUUUUCUUUUUUUCUUUUUUUUUUAUUUUUUUUUUUUUGAAUCCGUAAACAGACCAAAGGACUGCUGCAACAGAUUCUAUUGAAAGGAUAUUAAACUU
Messenger RNA from Olea europaea var. sylvestris, 1316 nucleotides. RefSeq names its product glucan endo-1,3-beta-glucosidase, acidic-like. Bases 1 to 1038 code for a protein of 345 amino acids. The transcript is spliced from 2 exons. The record is from RefSeq and is a predicted model, not a curated record. Gene Ontology annotation, cellular component: plasma membrane. Gene Ontology annotation, biological process: carbohydrate metabolic process. Lineage: Eukaryota; Viridiplantae; Streptophyta; Magnoliopsida; Lamiales; Oleaceae. Gene Ontology annotation, molecular function: hydrolase activity, hydrolyzing O-glycosyl compounds.